CGACACCCAUGAACCCGCUCUGCCGCUGCCUGCAUUCUCGAGCGUUCGUCUUCGUGUACAGCAGCAGAUAGAACACGUCUCGCGCGCCAACCAUUAUUCCGCGUCUCGUGUACGUUCUACUACAAUCGGUUCUCACCUUCGUGUAAUCCAUUUCUCUACAAUUUUCCGUUUUUUCUACUUCUUUACGUCACCAUCAAUAUACUCCUUGUCUCAGUUUAAAGUCUCAGUUGGUUUAUACAGUGUUGCUACGCGCUGUGAUUUCCGUCACAGAGUUGUGCCGCAAUUCUUUUCGCGACCGAGUUAAGAGUCGAAAAGCGUCAUUGCAAAUCUAACGGUGUGUUUAAAAUUUUUUUUAUUCUUGUAAGGAAAACAAAUCCGUGCAGUGAAUUGAACAGUGCACGUUUUGUUGGUGUUGUGUGUACAUUGGAUAUAGUUGUUUUUUUAAACGUGGAACAUGUACUAGGGGGCGGAGCACAUACACAGUUCGUGAAGUGAAAGUUUUUUUAAGUGGUAAAAGAGCACCGCAAAAAUGAUGGGCAAACGUACCCAGUGUUAUUUGUGCGAUCUACCCAGGAUGCCCUGGGCAAUGAUUAUGGAUUUUUCAGAGCCCGUCUGUCGGGGUUGUGUCAAUUACGAGGGGGCCGACAGAAUAGAUCUCGUCCUGGAAUCAGCUAAGCAGUUGAAGAAGGCCCACGGCUUUCAGGAUUCACGACCUUCUGCUUCGAAAACAUAUAGAACGUCUACACACACUGAACAUAACGGUGGCACGAACCUGGACGUUCUUCCCAUACAGAAUGCCGGGCAGAGCCACUCACGGCAUCACAACAUUGCUGGAUACUCACAGCUGCACCAUAGAAACUCCAUAACGGAAUUCAACUCCGGUUCUAGACAGCAGCUGACUCGACAGCAUGAGGAAACUCAUGAGAUCGCUAAUGGCUUGAGAAACAAUAGUGUCCAGAGAAUGUCGAAUGCUCAUCUAGCCGCAGUGGCUCAUCACGUUAAUUUGAGUCACAAUCGUGGAAUCACUCAGCUCAAAAGAGGAAUUUCCACGAUCGAUGAGGAUGAGCACGCUGAAAAGCGUCUCUCUCUCGAGGAACAGCAUCCUGUUAGGCCACCCUUGACAAGGGGAGAUUCCCUUCCUGCAGUGAGUCUUGCGGUCAGUUACGUGCAAGAUAGAACCAAGGAAAAACAUCCCGUGAGGGCUCCCAGUUUUGAAACGGCCACUACUUUCAAGGCCAAUGGAGGAUAUGUUGGGCCAUCGAUUCCUUUAGCUCCUGCAAAUGUGGCAACAAAUGGAGGGGGAUCUCCUCUUCGACCAAGAACGAGUCCUCCACCACCACCACCGCCACCUCAAGAAAGUGCAGGGGAAACUCAACAAGCUAAUCAUCAUCAGGGAGCUACAAGUGGUCAGUCUCCAAUGGCCGCCCUAAUGUCGGUCGCAGAUAAUCUCACGUCUCCAGAAUCAGUACCACAACCACCAAAUAAUAAUAGUCCCACUAGUAGAAGCCCACCAACUACUGCCGCAAAUGUACAACAACAACAACAGCAACAACAACAACAACAACAACAACAGCAGCAGCAACAACAACAACGCAGUGCUUCGAGGGGAUCUCAACACAGUCCGAAUGGUUCUGGGUCAUCUGGUAGAAGGUCAAGUGGUUCUCGACAUGUAUCAUCAACAACAGUGACAACGUCUUCAGAAGGAGCAGUAGCACAAUCAGCUGGAACUGAACCAGUCUCUGCGCCAACUUUGAAAUGCACAUUGUGCCAGGAACGUUUAGAAGACACGCACUUUGUUCAAUGUCCGAGUGUUCCACACCAUAAAUUUUGCUUCCCCUGCAGUCGAGAUAGCAUAAAAAGGCAGGGUGCUGGAUCAGAGGUAUAUUGUCCGAGUGGUGAAAAGUGUCCAUUGGCUAACAGUCAAGUACCGUGGGCUUUCAUGCAGGGAGAAAUUGCGACAAUUUUAGGUGAAGAUACAGCAAAUACUGGUCUUAAAGUAAAGAAGGAGCGAGAAACUUAAAAACCUUAAUUAAAAUGUAUUGAGGCUACAAAUUGUGCUACUCUUAAUUGGGUAUUUUUUUGGUGAAACCGUGAAGGUUCAUCAAAAUUUUCUUUUGAUAAUGAUAUCAGACUUAGACAUUGGUUCGAAGGACCAAUAGUCGAUAAGAGCCGAAGACGUGGAUGUGAUUUACCUGUGAUGUUAUUUUGAGUCGAUUGAAAAUUUUGUAUCACAACAUUUUCGAAUGUUGCGUCCAAGUUACCGCAAGAGAUGCAUUGGUUGGAUUUUGAGCAGCAGUCUUUGGCAUUCGUGUGAAUGGUUUCGGCUCUGUACAUACAUGUGAUAUGGGGGAGAGAAUUGUAUAAAAGAGCAAAUUUUUUUUUUCAUCGUGCUCUCGGGAAAUGUGAAAAAAUGAGUCAGGAUAUUCUGUUCUUUGUCAAAUACGAGGAUUUACAUCUUUUUGAACUCGUACUUAGGCUUGAUCGCCUUUUCUUUAUUGUAUUUGUAUCUCAAGCUCCGUGGAGCACAUUUGUAAAAAGUUCUUUCGAUUUAUUUUGUACCAUAUUUUUAGCUACCGAUUCAUUUCGGUUCCUUUGUGACGAUAGAAUCGUCUAAUAAGUCGUCGAUAUCUCUCGACAUUCUUUUUUUUUUCUUGUAUAAUAAGCACUACUAAAUAAAAAAAAUAAUAAAAAAAAAAAAAAAAAAAAAAAAAACAACAACCCAGCGCUAGGGUUUUAUGUAAAUUCUGUAUAUGUGUACAUAUUUUUAUGAUAUAAGUUAAAAAAUAAAAUCGUAAGAUUAAAGAGUAACCAUCUUUCAAUGUACAAAAGAUCGUCAUUUCAUGCUUUCUUUAAAUUAUUAUUCGUAGAUUUUGGACAAAUCGUGUCCGUAGUGUUGCUGUUUUUAUCGAAAUUUCACCAACUACUGUAUUUCCCUUAAGAUGAGUCAGAAUGAGUCUCUCUUAUAUAAAUUCUAUCUGAAACAAUAUUAUGUUGCCUUUAAUUUAAACGCUAGUCUUUGAGAAAGUGCUUUUUGGUUUUAUAUUUCUUAGAUUGAAAGAAGACAUUGGUCUUUUUAUAUAGGAACCGCACACUCGCUACGCCUGAGAAAUAGAAACUAAUCGUGUUUCACUGGCGUCCGGGGACUUUUGUAACAUGUGCACGUUCAGCGAGCCCUGGACGUGCAGAAUAUUGUGUAUAUAUUUGUACAAAGGAACAGGACAAACUAUAAUUGUAUAUGUAUAAGCGUAUAUUUGCAAGAUUAUGCAAAAAAAGAAAUCAGAGACAUUGCAAAUCCUUUAACGACUUUCAAAAACACAUGUGCGCAAUAGUCUCAGGUAGCUUUUUGCAAAUUGUACUUUUUAAAUUUGGUUCGAUAGUCAAACGACGAAAUAAAGUGAAGGGAAAAAGUAAAAAAAAAAAAACUACCCGAACCAGCAGUAAAGAUAUCUUUUCUGCUAAGAAGAUUUUUAAAAAGGCAUGAUUAACUUUUAGUAGUGCAUACAGCGACCGUACGUGAUUUUUCUCAUCCCUGUUGGUAGUUCCUACCCUUUGAUGCCAAUACAACUUUUUAAAAAUAAAAUACACUUCUCUUCCUUAAAGGAAUAGAAACGAAAUAUUGUAUUUUUUCUAUGUUCGUGGACGUUUUAUAGAAAAAGCUACAAAAAAGUCAAGUAUGUAACAUCUUUUUGAAAAACUUUUUUCAAAGUGAACGCUUGUUAUCGAUAAAUGAAAACGCUCCUCAAAUGAUAAGGUACUUUCGUCCGAUUUUCUUAUAAAAAAGGCUCAGAUUUGUUAAAAAUAAAUAUAUCCGAAUUGUUGAAAAACAAAGUAAACCUAUAAAAUAACAAUUUCUGAUAAUCAAAAGUUGCACGAAACGGCAGACCACGAAAUUUAUAACUAGUUAUUAAUUUUGGACAAAUUACAAUUCAUUAACUAUUAUCAAGAAUUAUUAUUUCAACAAUUUCACAAAAUCACCUUUUUCAACAAGUAUGACAUUGAAUGUUUAAUUAUUCAUCAUUUCCAGACAAAAGAAAAAAAACACUUUUAUACUUUGAACAAAUUAUAAAAUAUUAUGUGGAAAUUUGAUUCAAAUACUUAAUUAUAAUAAUAAUUAGUCUAGGAAUGAAGAAUAAUUUUAUUUUUUUCGCGCAUACUUUGUUACGUACAAAGUAGGCACGUCUUCCUAAAUACACAUUAACUUAAAUGAUAAAAAUUGUUUUCUAUAUUUCUUGUAUGAUCACAAAAGCGUACGUUGAAUAGCAAUUGUAGUAGUGGAUAAUAAAAAUUUUCUAGUGUACCAUAUUUCGAGAAACGCGUUACACUGUACUGUUUAUCGUAUGUAUACAACAAGCAAAAACAAAAUAUAUGUGUUGAUGUGUAACCAA
This is a messenger RNA of Leptopilina boulardi, 4385 nucleotides long. It is a transcript of the gene Pits, whose product is annotated as interferon regulatory factor 2-binding protein 2. Lineage: Eukaryota; Metazoa; Arthropoda; Insecta; Hymenoptera; Figitidae. Bases 530 to 2020 code for a protein of 496 amino acids. Gene Ontology annotation, cellular component: nucleus. Gene Ontology annotation, biological process: regulation of transcription by RNA polymerase II. The transcript is spliced from 5 exons. The record is from RefSeq and is a predicted model, not a curated record. Gene Ontology annotation, molecular function: transcription corepressor activity.